CGGCCCCAUGAAGGAACCGGACGCCAUCAAACUCUUCGUGGGGCAGAUCCCGCGGCACCUGGAGGAGAAGGACCUGAAACCCAUUUUCGAGCAGUUCGGGAAGAUCUACGAGCUCACCGUCAUCAAGGACAAGUACACCGGCAUGCACAAAGGAUGCGCCUUCCUGACCUACUGCGCCCGCGAGUCGGCCCUGAAGGCCCAGAGCGCCCUGCACGAGCAGAAAACGCUGCCGGGGAUGAACCGGCCCAUCCAGGUGAAGCCGGCGGACAGUGAGAGCCGAGGAGAGGACCGCAAGCUGUUCGUGGGGAUGCUGAGCAAGCAACAGGCGGACGAGGACGUGCGGAAGAUGUUUGAGCCCUUCGGCACCAUCGACGAGUGCACCGUGCUGCGCGGCCCCGACGGCACCAGCAAAGGCUGUGCCUUCGUCAAGUUCCAGAGCCACGCAGAGGCCCAGGCCGCCAUCGCCGCCCUGCACGGGAGCCGCACACUGCCGGGCGCCUCCUCCAGCCUGGUGGUGAAGUUUGCGGACACGGAGAAGGAGCGGGGGCUGCGGCGGAUGCAGCAGGUGGCGACCCAGCUCGGCAUGUUCAGCCCCAUCGCCCUCCAGUUCGGAGCCUACAGCGCCUACACGCAGGCGCUGAUGCAGCAGCAGGCGGCCCUGGUGGCCGCGCACUCGGCCUACCUCAGCCCCAUGGCCACCAUGGCCGUGCAGAUGCAGCACAUGGGCACCGUCAGCCCCAACGGGCUCAUCGCCACCCCCCUGCCACCCUCCUCAGGAACCAGCACGCCCCCGGCCAUGGCGGCCACCCCGGUCCCGGCCAUCGCGGCCCCGCUCGGUGUUAACGGUUACAGUCCGGUGCCCGCGCAGCCCGCGGGGCCCCCCGCGCCCGACGCCGUCUAUGCCGGGGGGGUCCCGCCCUUCCCAGCCCAGAGCCCCGCGACCCCCGGGGACCCCCUGCAGCAGGCGUACGCGGGCAUGCAGCACUACACUGCCGCGUACCCGGCCGCCUACGGGCUGGUGAGCCCCGCCUUCGCCCCCCCGGGACCCCUGCUCGCCCCCCCGCCCCCCCCGCAGCAGCAGCAGCGCGAAGGCCCCGAGGGCUGUAACAUCUUCAUCUACCACCUGCCCCAGGAGUUCGCCGACACCGAGAUCCUGCAGAUGUUCCUCCCCUUCGGCAACGUCAUCUCCGCCAAGGUCUUCGUGGACAGGGCCACCAACCAGAGCAAGUGCUUCGGCUUCGUGAGCUUUGACAACCCCGCGAGCGCCCAGGCCGCCAUCCAGGCCAUGAACGGCUUCCAGAUCGGCAUGAAGCGCCUCAAGGUGCAGCUCAAGAGGCCCAAAGACGCCAACCGGCCCUACUGAGCCCGGUCCGGAGGCGCCGGAGCAGCACCUUUGGGUGCCCCCCCUCGCAGAGCAGCCCCCCCAAACCCAGCGAUGCCCGGGGGGGGUGGGGGGCUCUGUCCUGCUGGGGGGGCCCCCAGACCCCCCCACGCUCAGGAAGGAUGGACCCCCCCCCAGACCCCAUCCGACCCCCCCAGUCCAUCCCAGUCCAUCCCAGUCCAUCCCAGUCCAGCCCAGUGCCCCCCCAGCAGCCGCAUCCCCACUCCGUUUUUGGGGGGUCGUGCCCACCCUGGGGGCCCCCCAAAAGGACCCCACCCCCCCCCCCCAGGGACCCUUCUUGGGGCUUUUCUCACCAAACAGGACCAAAAGCAGCUCCAAACUGGGGGGGGUCUCUGGGGGUCACGGGGGUCCCGGGGGCCUUUUGGGGGGGUCCCAAAGGGGGAACUCGGCCCCCCCCCCAAUUCCCGCCCGGGGGCGCAGCGGGACCCCAACACUGCCACUGCCACCCGCUCCGCCCACUGCCUGCCUCAGUUUCCCUGCGGGAUGGGCCGGGAUGGGACUGGGAUGGACUGGGAUAAA
This is a messenger RNA of Taeniopygia guttata (zebra finch), 1921 nucleotides long. NCBI's taxonomy places the organism in Eukaryota, Metazoa, Chordata, Aves, Passeriformes, Estrildidae. The record is from RefSeq and is a predicted model, not a curated record.